Messenger RNA from Symbiodinium necroappetens, 4053 nucleotides. The record is from the annotation of a GenBank genome assembly. NCBI's taxonomy places the organism in Eukaryota, Dinophyceae, Suessiales, Symbiodiniaceae.
AUGCUGGUCCUUGGUCUGGAGUCUUCCUGCGACGAGACGGCGGUCGCGUUGGUCAACGACGCGGGCGACAUCCGUGCCAAUAUCGUGCUUUCGCAACUAGCGGAACACCGCCCCUAUGGCGGAGUGGUUCCGGAGAUCGCCGCACGUAGCCAUCUGGACCAUCUGGAUGGCCUUAUCGUCAAGGCGUUGCGGGAAGCUGCCGUCGGCUUCGGCGAUCUUGAUGGCGUCGCAGCCACGCUCGGGCCUGGGUUGAUCGGCGGCGUCCUGGUGGCUGCCAUGACCGGCAAGGCCAUUGCUGCGGCACGCGACCUGCCCUUCGUCGCAGUCAACCAUCUGGAGGGCCACGCCCUGACGGCGCGUCUGACCGACCAUCUGGACUUUCCCUACCUGCUGCUCCUGGUCUCGGGGGGACAUUGCCAACUGCUCGCCGUCGAGGGGGUCGGGCGCUAUCGCCGCUACGGUGGCACGAUUGACGAUGCGGUCGGCGAGGCCUUCGACAAGACGGCGAAACUGCUGGGGCUCGGCUAUCCCGGCGGUCCCGCAGUCGAGCGUGCCGCCGAGUCCGGAAACCCGUCACGCUUCGCCUUGCCGCGCCCCCUGAAGGGCCGCCCCGGCUGCGACUUCUCCUUCUCCGGACUGAAGACGGCGGUACGCCAGCAGGUCGAACGACUGGUCGAGUUGUCGCCGCAGGACCGUGCGGAUCUUGCCGCCAGCUUUCAGGCUGCGGUGGCGGAGGUGAUGAUCGAUCGCAGCCGCAACGCUCUGGUUCGGUUUCGCGAGGAUACGGGGCGGCCGGGCCCGCUGGUCGUGGCUGGCGGUGUGGCGGCCAAUCGCGCGUUGCGUCAGGCGCUGUCGGAGCUGGCCGAGGCUGCGGGAACCGAGCUGGUGGCGCCUCCGCCCAAGCUCUGUACCGACAAUGCGGCGAUGAUCGCCUGGGCCGGGCUGGAGCGUCUGCGCCUGGGGCAGCGCGAUGCUCUCGAUGUCCCGGCGCGGCCGCGCUGGCCGCUGGAGGAACUGCGGACGCCGGACGGCGAGUUGGAGAUCACGGCCGCGAUACGCGGCAUCCAGCUCCGGCUGCUCUUUCCGACACCGGUCGCCUUGCUGCAACUCCCCAACGCGGAGCCUCUCAACGCCGAUCUCAAACGGAUCGUGCUGGAGCGAGAACGAACGCAUGCCGGCAGCGUCCAUUCGAAUUUGGGCGGAUGGCAGUCCAGUUGGGACUUCGCCGAGUGGGGCGGGAAAGCGGCUGCGGCUCUGUUGAACGGCGCCAAGCGGCUGGCCGAGGAUCUGACCUGCGACCGGCAGGGGGCCAAGGUACGCCCGGAUUGGCAGGUCAACGCCUGGGCGAAUGUGAAUCGCAGCGGGCACGGAAAUGAGUUCCACACGCACCCUGGCUGCUUCUGGUCGGGCGUCUACUACGUGGACGAUGGAGGAAUCGCAGCCGACCCCUCGCUUGGCGGUGAGUUCGAAAUUCAAGAUCCGCGGGGUGUCGCUCCGGCCAUGUAUGCGCCGCGCCUGACUGUGGCGGCGACCGGUGGGGCGGCGAUGGGUGCCAGUGAAACCAUCAGCCCUCGCGCCGGCCUCAUGGUCAUGUUCCCCUCCUGGCUAAGUCAUGCGGUGCGUCCCUACUUCGGAAAAGCGACGCGCAUUUCGAUCGCUUCCAGUCGGAAGAGCUACGAAACGUUGGUGGAGGCGGAGACGAUGCUGUUUGCGCUUGUCUGUACGGACAAGCCGGGCACGACUGAGGUUCGCAAGGACAAUCGUCCCCGGCACCUCCAGUUCCUGGAGCGACACUCCGACCAGCUGGUCUAUGCGGGACCCUUGAUCGGCGAGGACGGCGACACGCCGGCCGGCAGCCUGAUCAUUCUCGACGUACCGGAUCGAACCGCCGCCGAGGCCUUCGCUCAGCAGGACCCCUACGCCGAAGCGGGGCUGUUCCAGUCCGUCAGCAUCAAGCCCACGCGUUCACCAGCCCAUCGUGCCGGGGGCGCCUUUGAAGGGGCCGACGACGCGGCUCGUGAUCCAUCCGCCGUAGAAGUCGCCCUCCUGGGAUCGAACGCGUUCGCCGGCAACGCGGCACUCGUCGACCCGGCUGGCAUAGAAGCAGUAGUGCUUCUUCAAGGCCUCGAAGGGCCGCCACGGCGAAGGGUAGGUGGGGGGAUGGCUGGUUUCGAGUACGCGCAGUCCUCGGGUGGUGUCGGCUACCGUGACGCCGUUGAAGACGACAUGACACGACGCAACGAUCACCGCGGGUCUUACCGGCGGGCCGUCAUCACCGGCGCUUCCAGCGGCAUCGGAGAGGCCUUUGCGCGCGCUCUGCCGGACCGAACGGAUCUUCUGCUCACGGGCCGCAGCGACACGGCGCUGGAAGCGCUGGCUGACGCGCUGCAUAGGACUGGACGCCAUAUCGAGAGGCUGGUGGCCGAUCUGUCCGAAGACAAGGGCCGCGACUCUUUGAUCGCCGCCUCCCGAACCUUUGCGCCCGAUCUGCUGAUCAACAAUGCCGGGCUCGGCGCCUUCGGUCGGGCGGUCGAGAAUGAACCCUUGACCGAGCGGGCGAUGAUCGAGGUGAACGUGGUAGCCCCGACGGUGAUCACGCGUGCCCUUCUGCCCGACAUGCUGCAACGUGCCCGCGAGGAGGGUCGAAGGGCCGGUCUGGUGAUGGUCGCUUCCACGGCGGCCUUUCAGCCCUUGCCGUACCUCGCGACCUACGCCGCGACCAAGGCCUUCGACUACUUCUACGCUCAAGGGUUGGCGAGCGAGCUGGAGUACGAACCGGUCGAUGUGCUGACUGUCUGUCCAGGUCCGACGAAGACCCGCUUCUUCGAGCGGGCAGGUAGUCUCCGAGCGCCCUCGGGUUCGCCGAUGAGUUCGGCGAAAGAGGUCGCGGAUCAGGCGCUACGGGCUCUCGGUCGGCAGAACGUGGUGACGAUCGGGGCGAGCAACCGCGCCUAUCGCGGGAUCGCGAAACUGCUGCCCGAGCGCGUUCUGCGCGGGCCGACUCGCCGAGCGGAGAGAGGGAUGUCGAGCGUUGCGCGAGCAGCCUACGCUCUCGGUCAGACUGCGCGGGUCGGCGUAUACUUCGGACAGUACGCGCUGUCGGCCCGUCUGACCCGGCCCGUCAAACCGAAGCGACCGAUCCAGGGACCCUUUGCCGGCCAGGACGAGAUCCUGGCCGAUCUGCGCGGGCUGUUGCAGCGCGAUUGGGAGAACAUCGACGCGGGUCUCUACCGCAUGCCUCACGAUCUGCUGGAGGAGCCGGUGGGCGCGCUGCGCCGUGCGGCGCGCUACUUCCGAGAUCUGCGUUCGGUCGAGCGGCGUCGGCAUAGUGGCGGGCACGACGAGGUCUUGAGUCGUGUGAAUCGCGCCCGUUACCCGCGCUACUACCUGCAGAACUUUCACUUCCAGUCCGACGGCUGGCUCUCCCCGGAUUCGGCUGCAAUCUACGAUCAUCAGGUCGAGGUGCUCUUCACCGGCGGAGCCGACGCCAUGCGCCGCCAGGCUCUGGUGCCCUUGAGCGCCUUUCUCCACGACCGCCGUUCGGCCGAAACGCGUAUGAUCGACAUUGCCUGCGGAACCGGCCGUUUCCUGACCUUCGUCAAGGACAACUAUCCGCGGCUGCAGGUCACGGCACUCGAUCUCAGUCCCGACUAUCUUGCGCAGACCGCGCACAACCUACGACGCUGGCGCGGGGUUGAGACGCGCCAGGCGGCGGCCGAGGCCACCGGUUUGCCGGAUGCUAGCUACGACCUCGCGAGCUGUAUCUUUCUGUUCCACGAACUUCCGCCAAAGGUGCGGCCGCAGGUCGCCAGAGAGAUGGCCCGCAUCCUGAAGCCCGGCGGGCGACUGCUGUUCGUGGACUCUAUUCAGAAGGGCGAUCAGCCGUCCUACGACGGCCUGUUGGACUACUUUCCCGUGGCUUUUCACGAGCCCUACUACAGCAGUUAUGUCGAAACAGAUCUUGAGGCGCUCUUCGGCGAGGUCGGCUUGAAAACUCUGUCGGUCGAGCGCGCCUACUUCUCGCGCGUCAUGGUGCUGGAAAAGUCCGGCUGA